AUGCCAAGACAAAAAAUUAAUAACAGGCCUUGUUCGAUUUAUAAUUGUGAUAAAUAUCAGGCUAAUUUUCGUUGUCUAACUCAAUUAGCAAUAAGAAAAGCAAUUGUUAAACAAACUAUUCAACAAUAUCCAUACUUACAAAUAGGCCAACAAGUUUGUCAUUCUCAUUAUAUGGUCAUUGUUGAGAAUGAAAAUAUUGAGCAUGAAAAAACAACCAUUCCAA
Racocetra persica is the source of this 223-nucleotide messenger RNA. Lineage: Eukaryota; Fungi; Glomeromycota; Glomeromycetes; Diversisporales; Gigasporaceae. The record is from the annotation of a GenBank genome assembly.